This is a messenger RNA of Cydia pomonella (codling moth), 3171 nucleotides long. RefSeq names its product probable enoyl-CoA hydratase. The record is from RefSeq and is a predicted model, not a curated record. Bases 72 to 1067 code for a protein of 331 amino acids. The transcript has 6 exons. Lineage: Eukaryota; Metazoa; Arthropoda; Insecta; Lepidoptera; Tortricidae.
AACACAAUUUGACAUAUUAUAAGCUCAGCUCAAGCUAUACAUAGCAACAGCAACUUAUUUCAAGUUUAAAAAUGAGAAUGUUAAUAAAGAAAGUGGCUUCGGCCUCGAAUCUAUCGUUCAUUCGGUUAAACGCAAUAAGAUUGAGCUCCAGCGAUGCAAAAGCCAAGUCUCAAGAAAAAGAAAGUCCUAAGCCGGAGCUAGAGGAAGCAGCGGUGAAAAAAAAUAUUGUAGUUGAAAAGUAUGGUGGUAUAGUGACUCUGAACAUAGACCGUCAGACGAGUCGUAACAGCCUGGACGAGCCCACAUUGCGGGAGAUGGCUGCAGCGAUAGAUGCGUUUGACAAGGAUGCCGACGCUAAGGUGCUGGUGUUCAAUGGAGAGGGUGGCUCGUUCUGCUCCGGGUUUGAUAUGGACGAGAUGGACGAGAAGGGAUAUUAUGUGCUGAAAGAUGCUGCUUCUCGUCUGCUGCGGCGCCCUCUAUGCGACAAGCCAACAAUAGCGGCCGUUACCGGCUUCGCUGUGGCUGAAGGCUUCGAACUGGCGCUAGCUUGUGACCUGCGCGUCAUAGAGGACACGGCUGUCAUGGGGUUCCUCGGCCGUAGGUUCGGAGUACCCUCAACACUGUACGGCGGCCGGAGACUUACUUCUCUCAUUGGCCUCUCGCAAGCACUGGACUUGCUCAUGACCGGGAGACUCAUAUCCGGGACGGAAGCCAACCAGAAAGGCCUAGCUGCUAAACUCACCGCUACUGGCACAGCCCUAGGAGAAUCAAUAAAACUAGCCAAGUCCAUAGCGAAGUUCCCCCAAAACGCGCUCAUGAUGGACAAGCUGGCUGCGGUCAACUCCCAGCUAAAUCCGAACAGUGAGGAGUCUAUGCGGGACGAGGCGGUCAUGCAGAGUCUACUGGGCGCUGCUCUGGAAGACUUGAAGGAGGGCGUCAAGAAAUUCCAAGAUGGAGUCGGCAAGCACGGGAAGUUCCACAGGCUGACAGAAGUGCCCGUAGAGGAUUGGGAGUUAGAGAACACGGCCGAAGAAACUGUGGUCACGCACGACGAUAAGAAGAAAUGAACCUUACGCUGCUAGUGUUAAGGUCUGUUAUGCGUUACGAGGAUGGUUAAUCUGGAUGAUGUUAAGCAAUAAUGUGUCAGCUAUAUUAAUUUUGCAAUAAGAUGUCAAACCGAAAAAUUUGAAUCUUAUUGCAAAAAUGUAUUUUGUUAAAAAAAUCGUUUUUGAUACAAGCUUUUAUUGCUGACUGUACUUUUCAACAGGCAACUAGUACUCAUCGAGACAAUUCUGACAAUCCCAAACACAAUUAGGUUGCGUUGUUUUAUCAGAGUUCGUAUGGCCACCUCCUGUCUCCGUCAUCAGAUCAGCUCGAUGGUACCAUAAUAUUGUAUUAUCAUCCAAUUUACAUAUGUAUGAAAAUUUUCAGGUUCAUCGGAAACCUGGUCAAAUUUAACUUGCAUGAUUUGUACAAACAUACAUAUAUAUACAUUGCAAGUUAAAUAAAGAUUCAAAUAAUAGGGAAUAUUACGUGGAAAUCUGCGUAGGGGGCGCCACUCCCACAAUCCAUUACACGCAGGGUCUACCGCGAAACAAGAAAAUCGAAAUUUCGUUAUUUAACCUCUCCAUCACUCUUGCAUAUUCGAGCGAUAAAGAGGCAGAUAACUAAAUUUCGAUUGUCGCGUUUCCUGGUAGGUCCUUUGUAAACAAACCGCCUUGUUGCAUCACUGUCAUAUUUUAUUAUCUGUGAAAACUUUUCAGUAUGUGUAAGUUCCUCUAUGGUUUACGAUAGGGCUAGUGGUGCACUCUGGCGGCAGAACAUUGCAGUAAUACUCCCUAAUAAUGUGCGUUGACACAUUUUUGUUAAACACCAUCCAUCUAUUCAUCUUUACCGGCGAUUUCGUCUUUGUAUUAAGCAUUAAAUAAUUUCAAUCCCAUAUGAGAUGGGAUGCUGCUGCAUAGGAGAUGGUCUUGAAAUCUUCUGCGUGUCCUCACUAAAUACCCAGGACACGCAGAAGAUUUCGAGACCAUCUCCUAUGCAGCAGCUGCCUAUCUGAAGCGGGCAAAAAUUUAAAAACACUAACUGAUCUGUAUUUAUAAUUUCUAUUAAUUUUGACCAUUUAUUGAUCCAGUGAUGUAAAAUAUGCCAUAUGAUAAAUAAAAAUCCCAUAUUCACUCUCUUAGGGAUUGAAUUUCCAAAAACCGGCCAAGUGCGAGUUUUGAUAAGAAAACUGAUAUAUGGAGUGAGCACUCUAUGCUUAUUUAUCUAUACGAAUCAUUUUUUACUGUAUGUUUUUGUUAAGUAUUAUGUAGCAUAGUAUUCUAGUCCUGUUUAACAAAUAUGAAAUUCAAUGUUUCUUCUAAACGUAUCCCGUUUAAUAAAUAGCACAAAAACUUGUUAACUACUAUAUGUAUUAUAGAAUAAUAAGAAUUUUGUUAAGAUUUAAAUUAUUUCGAUAAUAAAUAACGAUAAAUAAUCAUUUACGCUCAAAACAAUUCCAACAAACCUAAAGAUCAAUUAAUAAAAUAAUAUUUGGUAACCUUUUGUUUAUUAUUUGUUCUGCAUUAUACUAUUAAUAACUUUAAAUAUAUUAAACAAGCUCGACUAAAAUAGGCAUAUCUAAAGAAAUAUUGUAUUGCCGGCGCGCUUCGCUAUUAUAUCGCUUUAAACGACGUUAUGACGAUAUAUAUUCAAAAUGUUUGAGAAAAAUCUAAAGCGAAGCGCGCCGGCAAUGAGUUCUAGUACAACAUUGGCGGCGCGCAUCUAGCAUCGCGUUAGUAUUAUUGGCUUUUAGUUGUAUUUCCACGCAUUUUUUGAACAACGAUAUACAUAUUUUGUCCGGGAUAGGACUUGCCGGCCUUGUGUUCAUAAAAUGGUCUCGCUUGUGGCGUCACACUCGGCUGACAAGUCCCAGUUUUCCCUUUGUUCGUGCCAUCCACGAUGACGCGCAGAUUUAUCAAAUCUAACCUUUAAUACAUGACAAUACGAGUCAAGGCGCGCAUCGUCGUGAAUGACACGAUCUAUAGUGAUGUACUAUUCGUUUGGUUUCGCACAAAAAGUAAUUGAUUGUAUUUAACAUAAUGAAAUAGCUGUACUACUAACGCCAUCUAUUGGCAAUGUUGAUUUAACCAAAGAAUUUGGUUUUAAUUAAAACAGUAUUAAACCAUG